This is a messenger RNA of Drosophila montana, 2640 nucleotides long. RefSeq lists its product as uncharacterized. The record is from RefSeq and is a predicted model, not a curated record. The transcript has 2 exons. Lineage: Eukaryota; Metazoa; Arthropoda; Insecta; Diptera; Drosophilidae. The coding region runs from base 1 to 2640 and encodes 879 amino acids.
AUGGCGCUGUCGCCCGGCUUUCUAUCCGAUCUAUCGGACCUCUCGCUGUCGCCGAUGUCGCCAAUGCCAGCACCAUCAUCAACAGACAGCAUGUUGCCUGCUGCGGCUUUGGCGGCAUCUCCCUCCCUUGCACUCUCAAUUUCUGUGCAUGAGGGACAGCAACAAAAUGUUCAAUUGGCUGGUCCAACUGAAACGAAUGCUGUAUCUUCGUCAUUAUUAUUGGCAACAAUGACAACAACAACAACAGCGACAACAGCUACAACAACAUCAACAGCAACACAUGUGACAACAUCAACUACAAAUUCAUUAACGGCCAAAAUGCCAUCAGAUGCGCAAGCCCAAUUGGCGCAUUAUAAGCGCCUAAUUGCCCAAUUGGAAUUUGAUCAAAAAAAUUCUGUAAAUGAAAAAACCUUACAAAAUCUCCAAAAUUAUCAUCCGAAUCACUCUUCCAGUGAGCCUUUCGUUGAUAUCGAGGGCAACGAUAUCUCACCGCCAACAUUGAAUGCAGCUCAACAGCUCUUAAUGUCAGCAUCAUUACACCCAAUAACAAUUCCAAAAACAACAAUAGACUUACCUACGAAAACAAUUUGUAUAAGCAGUGAUUCCAGUUCGACUGGAAACGCAUCCAGCAAUUGUUGUCGUGAUGACAAUAUCGCUACAACCACUGGAGCUUUACACUACAAAUUACUGCAUAAUACUGGCAAAAACGCUAAAAUUAAUCGGCGAAAAAAUACGCGUAAAUCCAAACGUCAAAAUUCGGCAAUAUCUCGGUCCACGCAACAGGAUGCUUCACGAAGCAAACAGAUUGCUAAUCGUUUUAGCUUAUUGUCGGAAUCCGACUUUGAAGCUCCUGUAUUGUCUGAUCUACCAAAAUCACAAUCUGAUCUUCCACCACCGCCCCCAUCACCCACACCCUUGGCAACAGCAGCAGCAACAGCAGCAGCAGCAGCAGCAGCUAUAACAACAGCAACAGCAGCAACUCCAAUGGUGGUGUCGUCUAAUCGUUUGGCCACCGCUGUCCAAGCUGCACUGGCUUCUGCCAAUCGGCCGAUGACGGUAUCAAACUCCAUUUUGAACAACAACAAUAAUAAUGUUAUUCCUUUCCCCACCUCCCCUCUUCUGCAAUUGAAAACACAAUUGCAAUCAAACCUGCUGCUGCAACAACAACAACAACAACAGCAACAACAACAAUCACAGCAGCAGCAACAACAACAACUGAUUGUUGGUGGCAAUGUUUUGACUCCAAAGAGCAAAAACUACAAGCCACCUCAAAUAUAUGUCGAGCAUAUAUUACAAUCUAACCAAAAUGGUUUAAACACACUUAUUGCCAAGCUAAAUGACCACAAUCCGCCCAUAAUUGAUUAUGGGCUCAAAUUAAGUGGUCCAGGCACUGUGCGUAUCCUUCCAAAAACCCUCGACACUUAUCAGAACAUCUUAAAUAUUCUUAACUCAGAUAACAACUUUCAAUAUAACACAUACCAGAGGCGUGAGGAGCGCUCGUUUCGGGUUGUUGUGCGUGGCAUACAUGCCAAUACAAGCACCGACACAAUCCGGAACGAGCUCACUUGUAUGGGGUAUACGAUCCGAAGCGUAUACAACCCGCAAUACAAGAACCGAAACGGCUCUGCUAAAUGCGCCAAUUGUGAUAUGGAUCACACUGCCAAUUAUAAGGGUUGUCCCCUAUAUUUGGAUUUACUCAACACCAAACUAAUGGCCAUUCCCAAAAAUAACAAUAAUCAAAAAAUUCGGCAGCCCCAAUCGUCGAAUGUACAGCGGCGGCAAAAGCAGCCACAGCCAAAGCGUCAACAACCGGCUCAGUUGCAAUCGCUUGCUCCUCAACAGCAGCAGCAACAACAACAGCAACAGCCAGUACUAUUACAGCAGCUACAGCCGCCAAUGCCAAUGCCAAUUCAAAACAUUUCAAAUCUCAACAAAAACAAAAACAAAAAGCCUAAUAAGAAGCGCAAGCUAAAUGGUGGACAAUUGUCAUUGUUGCAGCAACAGCAGCGACAACAACCACAACAGCUACAGCAACAACAACAUCAAAUAGUUUCAAGCACACCACUUACGACUUCUGUGAACAACAGCAGCAACAUCAACACUAUCAAAACGGCAAAAAUUGCCAAAAAAUCGAAACCAUCCACAGUCUCCACAAUCCAAACUUUGGAUCCGCGCGCUAGGUGGGCGCAGAUACAAAAUAUUCAAAAACAACAACAGCAACAACAACUUAAUCAAACCGGCUCGAUAUUGAGCCGCGAACAAAUCGUUUCGACUCAAUGUCAAAUAUUAGAAAAUAUGUCCAAACGACAGCCAAUUGCAAUUGCCACUGCCCAACAAUCAAAUAUGCAACAGCAGCCUGUGCCUAUGCAGGUGGAUGAUGGGCAGCGGCAACAGCAACUGCUUCAGCAACAGCAACAUCUGCAACAGCAACAACAGCAACAACAACAAAUUCCGUUGCCACACUUGUCUACAAACGUUGAUAAUAAUAAUCAAAUACUUCUCAAUAUGGCUCAAAAGCACCAAGAACAAAUGGAUAAGAUGAUGGGCUGGAUGACUAUAUUGCAGCAACAAAUGCAGGGAGUGCUUCGCCACGGUGAUGCCUCCACACUGCCUGCUGCAUCCUCAUCCAAUUCAAAUUGA